Molecule: messenger RNA, 1721 nt
Organism: Rhodamnia argentea
Lineage: Eukaryota; Viridiplantae; Streptophyta; Magnoliopsida; Myrtales; Myrtaceae
Product: cysteine-rich receptor-like protein kinase 43
Exons: 6
Coding region: 288-1514 (408 amino acids)
Biological process (GO): protein phosphorylation
Molecular function (GO): protein kinase activity; ATP binding
Source: RefSeq, a predicted model, not a curated record
GUGGGUCAACACGCGCAGCUCUCGUACUAAACCUCCGAGUUCGCUCCUACUCGGAAACACAUAGUCUCGCACACCAAUUCUCUAUUUUGGGCGAAACCCGGCAAGAAAAACCAGUUCUUGCUCAAAUCCUCUUCGUUUCUUCUCCGUCUUUCCCUGCCGCGAAGUUCCAAUUCAUCGAAUUUCGCCAGACAAGCUGCUGAUAUUGGUUUGGGGGGGGGUGGGUACUCUGUUGGUUCUUCUUCUGGGUUGCAUCUUACAUGGAUUAGUUCUUGAAUUUCUGGAGAAGCAUGCCCAAAUCGAAAAGCUUCAUGCAUAAUCUCCUGAAAACAUUCAAAUUCGGCUCGAGCAAAGAGGGACAAGGGGAAGAGGACUUGGGGAGAAUAGCUGCUCAAGAGCAAAAGCAUUUCUCAUUCGAAGCGUUGGUUGCUGCAACGAAAAAUUUUCACCCGACUCACAAACUCGGUGAAGGUGGUUUUGGACCCGUAUACAAGGGAAAGUUGGAAGAUGGAAGAGAUAUUGCGGUGAAAAAGCUUUCUCAUAGCUCAAAUCAAGGGAAGAAGGAAUUCACAAAUGAAGCAAAGUUAUUGGCACGUGUACAGCACAAGAAUGUUGUAAAUUUGUUGGGGUACUGUGCUCAUGGAUCAGAAAAGUUGCUAGUUUAUGAGUAUGUCCGCAAUGAGAGCCUUGACAAGCUUCUAUUCAAAUCCAAUAGUAACAAGGAGUUGCUUGACUGGAAGAGGAGGUUUGACAUCAUCGGGGGCAUCGCCCGCGGCUUGCUCUACCUGCAUGAGGACUCGCACAGCUGCAUCAUUCACCGCGACAUCAAGGCGAGCAACAUACUCCUUGACGACAAGUGGGUCCCGAAGAUUGCGGACUUUGGGAUGGCCCGCCUCUUCCCGGAAGGUGAAACGCACGUCAACACACGCGUGGCCGGUACCAAUGGGUAUAUGGCUCCAGAAUAUGUGAUGCACGGAAGCUUGUCGAAGGCAGCGGACGUGUUUAGCUUCGGUGUGUUGGUUCUCGAGUUGAUCACCGGACAUAGGAACAACUCCUUUCAUUUAGAUGUUGAUGCGCAAAAUAUGAUCGAUUGGGCAUACAAAAUGUACAAGAAAGGGAAAAGCUUGGAGAUUGUGGACUCAGCAUUGGCAUCCUCAGCAUCCGCGGAUCAAGUGGCCAUGUGCAUCCAAAUAGGGCUUUUGUGUACGCAAGGCGAUCCGCGCAACCGCCCAACCAUGAACCGGGUUGUGGUCUUGCUGUCGAAGAAACCCGGCAGCCUGGACGAGCCGAUCGCAAGGCCGGGCAUACCGGGCACCCGUUACAGACGGUCCCGCCGGCCUCCCGGCUUGUCUAGUUCUGCCGGAACGACUACAGGAACUUCUGGCGACACCAUGAUGCGCUCCUUCGGCUCAGGAUUCAACACGAGCUCCGCGACGGCAUCGACGGCCACAACCUCAACGAUGUCUACCCUCGCGAGUCCUUCGGAUCCUCACGGGAAGCGCCCUAUGCAGAGUUAGGUACAUCACUCCUAUUGAGGUGUAGGAGUUUUUGAGUAUUCUUUGUAUGCCCAAAUUAGAGUUUGAAGUGGAAAUGCAUGAGGGAAUUAGUCAGGUAAGGUGUCUAAGGACGUGACUGGAGAACCUAUGGAAAGACGGGAAAAAAAAUUGGUUGUGUUGAAGUGUGCAAUUUACGAAUGUGUAAAUUAGCAAAUUCAUUCUUUUCUG